Messenger RNA from Saccharomycodes ludwigii, 2535 nucleotides. It is a transcript of the gene CDC48, whose product is annotated as AAA family ATPase CDC48. Gene Ontology annotation, biological process: autophagosome maturation; retrograde protein transport, ER to cytosol; mitotic spindle disassembly. Gene Ontology annotation, molecular function: polyubiquitin modification-dependent protein binding; ATP hydrolysis activity; ATP binding. The coding region runs from base 1 to 2535 and encodes 844 amino acids. Gene Ontology annotation, cellular component: cytosol; nucleus; VCP-NPL4-UFD1 AAA ATPase complex. The transcript has a single exon. NCBI's taxonomy places the organism in Eukaryota, Fungi, Ascomycota, Saccharomycetes, Saccharomycodales, Saccharomycodaceae. The record is from RefSeq and is a predicted model, not a curated record.
AUGGCCAAUGAAAAGAAACCUUUAUUAGAUGCAUCUGGUGCUGAUCCAAAAGAUGAUGAUAGCACCGCUACCGCUAUUUUAAGAAGAAAGAAGAAACCAAAUCAAUUAUUGGUUGACGAUGCUGUUAACGAUGACAAUUCUGUUAUUGCUAUCAACUCAAACACCAUGGACUCUUUGGAAUUAUUCCGUGGCGAUACUGUCUUAGUCAAGGGGAAAAGAAGAAAAGAUACUGUCUUAAUUGUUUUGAUUGAUGACGAAUUGGAAGAUGGGGUUUGUAGAAUUAACCGUGUUGUUCGUAAUAACUUACGUGUUAGAUUGGGUGACUUGGUCUCAAUCCAUUCUUGUCCCGAUAUUAAAUAUGCCACCAGAAUCUCCGUUUUACCAAUUGCUGAUACAAUUGAAGGUAUCACCGGUAAUUUGUUUGACGUUUUCUUGAAACCAUAUUUUGUCGAAGCUUAUAGACCAGUGAGGAAGGGCGACCACUUCAUUGUCAGAGGUGGUAUGAGAGCUGUUGAAUUUAAAGUUGUUGAUGUUGAACCAGAAGACUACGCGGUGGUUGCACAGGACACCGUUAUUCAUUACGAAGGUGAACCUAUUAACAGAGAAGACGAAGAAAACAAUAUUAACGAAGUGGGCUAUGAUGAUAUUGGUGGUUGUCGUAAGCAGAUGGCACAGAUUAGGGAGUUGGUUGAACUACCUUUGAGACAUCCUCAGCUAUUUAAAGCCGUUGGUAUUAAACCACCAAAGGGUAUUUUAAUGUAUGGCCCACCGGGUACCGGUAAAACAUUAAUGGCCAGAGCUGUUGCUAACGAGACUGGUGCCUUUUUUUUUUUAAUUAAUGGUCCAGAAGUUAUGUCUAAGAUGGCAGGCGAAUCAGAAUCGAACUUAAGAAAGGCAUUUGAAGAGGCUGAAAAGAACGCUCCAUCUAUUAUUUUUAUUGAUGAAAUCGAUUCCAUUGCUCCUAAGCGUGACAAGACCAAUGGUGAAGUUGAGAGAAGAGUUGUUUCCCAAUUAUUGACCCUAAUGGAUGGUAUGAAGGCUAGAUCUAAUAUUGUUGUCAUUGCCGCUACUAACAGACCAAACUCUAUUGACCCAGCUUUAAGAAGAUUCGGUAGAUUUGAUCGUGAAGUUGAUAUUGGUGUUCCAGAUGCCACUGGUAGACUAGAAAUUUUGCGUAUUCAUACCAAAAACAUGAAGUUGGCCGAUGAUGUUGAUUUGGAAGUGUUGGCCUCUGAAACUCAUGGGUAUGUCGGUGCAGAUGUUGCAUCUUUGUGUUCUGAAGCUGCUAUGCAACAAAUUCGUGAAAAAAUGGAUUUAAUUGAUUUGGAUGAAGAUGAAAUAGACGCAGAAGUUUUAGCUUCUUUGGGUGUUACCAUGGAAAAUUUCCGUUAUGCAUUAGGCAAUUCUAACCCAUCUGCUUUACGUGAAACUGUUGUGGAAAGUGUCAAUGUUACUUGGAAUGAUAUUGGUGGUUUGGAUGACAUUAAACAAGAAUUGAAGGAAACCGUUGAAUAUCCUGUUUUGCAUCCGGAUCAAUAUUUGAAAUUUGGUUUAUCUCCAUCUAAGGGUGUUUUGUUUUACGGUCCACCGGGUACUGGUAAGACUCUAUUAGCUAAAGCUGUUGCUACUGAAGUUUCUGCUAAUUUUAUAUCUGUUAAGGGACCAGAAUUGUUAAGUAUGUAUUUUGGCGAAUCUGAAUCUAAUAUUCGUGAUAUUUUUGAUAAAGCUAGAGCUGCUGCUCCAACCGUCGUCUUUUUGGAUGAAUUAGACUCUAUCGCCAAGGCUAGAGGUAACUCAUUAGGUGAUGCCGGCGGGGCUUCUGACAGAGUUGUCAACCAAUUGUUGACUGAAAUGGAUGGUAUGAAUGCUAAGAAAAACGUUUUCGUUAUUGGUGCCACUAAUAGACCAGAUCAAAUUGAUCCAGCUAUUUUAAGACCCGGUAGAUUAGAUCAAUUGAUUUAUGUUCCAUUACCAGACGAGCCUGCUAGGUUAUCUAUCUUAAAGGCUCAAUUAAGAAAGACUCCGUUAGAACCUGGUUUGGAUUUAACUGCUAUUGUCAAGGCUACCCAAGGCUUUUCUGGUGCUGAUUUAUCGUACAUUGUUCAAAGAGCUGCUAAGUUUGCCAUCAAAGAUUCUAUUGAAGCCAAUAAACGCUAUGAGGCUCAACAAGCCAUCAAAGCCGAAAAUGCCAAUGCCGAUGACGUUAAGAUGGAAGACGGUGAAGAAGAAGAAAAACCAGACUUGGUUCCAUAUAUUACCAAGCAUCAUUUUGCUGAAGCUAUGAAGACUGCCAAGCGUUCUGUAUCUGAUUCUGAAUUAAGACGUUAUGAAGCUUAUUCUCAACAAAUGAAGGCUUCUAGGGGCCAAUUUAGUAAUUUCUCAUUUGGUGGUUCUGCCACUGGCAACAAUGCAGAAGGUGGUAUCUCUGGUCCUGCUUUAGGUAGCGGUUCGGACUCUACCGGUGACAAUAAUAAUGGUCCUUCUGCUGCUACUUUUGGUGCAGAUGGAGGUGAUGAAGAUGAUUUGUAUAGUUAG